Lactuca sativa (garden lettuce) is the source of this 1104-nucleotide messenger RNA. Its product is annotated as protein FAR1-RELATED SEQUENCE 6. The record is from RefSeq and is a predicted model, not a curated record. Gene Ontology annotation, molecular function: DNA binding; transposase activity. Gene Ontology annotation, biological process: regulation of DNA-templated transcription; DNA transposition. Lineage: Eukaryota; Viridiplantae; Streptophyta; Magnoliopsida; Asterales; Asteraceae.
AUGGUUAGAAUGCAUGAAUGGAGGGGCACCAAAAGCAAUAAUUACAGAUCAAUGCAAGGAGCUGUGGUACAGGUAUUCCCCGAAUCUCAUCAUCGUCUUUGUCUUUGGCAUAUUAUGAAAAAGAUUUCUAAAAAAUUAAGUAGAUUGGAUCAAUAUAAAGUAAUAAAGAAGACUCUAAAAACCCUUGUGUAUGAGUCUACGAACACUCAAGAGUUUGAAGAUGGGUGGUGCAAGCUGGUUGACAAAUAUGGACUUGAAAAAAAUGAGUGGUUAUGUUCUUUAUUAAACGAUCGAAGUCAUUGGGUGCUGAUGUAUGUAAAAGUAAACUUUUGGGCAGGGAUGUCUACUACACAACAAAGUGAAAGCAUAAAUGCUUUUUUUGAUGCGUAUGUUAAUUCUAAAACAUCAUUACGACAAUUUGUUGAGCAAUAUGACAAUGCGCUAAAAAGCAAGAUUAAGAAAGAAAAUAAGGCUGAUUUUGAGUCUCUUAAUUCUUCAUAUAAGUUAGUAACUGGGUUUUAUUUUGAGAGACAGUUUCAGGAGGCGUACAGAAAUGCAAUUUUUAAGUUGUUUCAAGAUGAGUUACGGGGUAUGAUGCAAUCGCAUUUGAUAUACAAUGUUCUUGUUAUUUGUUUGAGUUUCGCGGAAUUAUUUAUCGGUAUGGUGAAGAUAUUGAUUGAGAAGGAUGUUAAAGAAAUUCAUCCACGAUAUAUUUUGUCUCGGUGGAGGAAGGAUGUGAAGCAUGGACACUACUCGGUGAUAAAUUGUUAUGAAGAUUUGAUGAGUGGUGAAAAUGCUAAACAGUUUGACCACUUGUGUUCCAAUUUUUAUGAGGUUGCGCAUAUUGCUAAUUCUCACGAAAAGUAUGAAUACUUGCUAAGUUGUAUAAAUAUGGCUAAAGAAAAGUUAAAUGAUGAUUCAUUUUGGGGUUGUAGUAGUAACGUAAAAUUGAUAGUUGAAGAUUUUUUAAUAACUGCGUUUAUUUAUGUACUUGAGAAAACGGAUAACAUACAACAAGAUCCAAUGGGUCCAAGUCGUGAGCAUGGGGCAAUUUCCUAUAAUGAUGAGCCGAACUACCAUUUUGAUCUUAAUGUACCGGUUUGA